Molecule: messenger RNA, 3846 nt
Organism: Closterium sp. NIES-65
Lineage: Eukaryota; Viridiplantae; Streptophyta; Zygnematophyceae; Desmidiales; Closteriaceae
Source: the annotation of a GenBank genome assembly
AUGUACAUCACCCUCUACUACAUAGUCACUCGGCUCCCUGACUCCCUUCGCGUAGUCAGGGACCACUUCCUCUCAGUUUGCCCCACCACUCUCACCGUUGACCUCCUCGAGAAGGCCCUCCUAGCAGCAGAGAAGAGCAUAGUAGCUGUAGGAGCCUCUCGUGUGCGGCGUCUACCCCUAGCGGGAGACGCCGCCCUGGCAAGGGCAAGGGGGGCCGGGGCGCUGGAGGAUCUUGCGGGGGCGGUGGAGGCGGCGGUGGAGGCGGCGGAGGGGGUGGGAGUGGCGGUGGGGGUGGUGGCGGGGGUGGAGGUGUCGGUGGCAGCAGUGGAGGCGGAGGCGGCGGCGAUGGGGGCGGUGGGAGCAGAGGUGGCGGAGGUGGCGGCGGUGGAGGAGGCGGUGGCGGAGGAGGUGGAGCUGGUCGGGGUGGCGCUGCGCAGAGGGUCGGCUCCGGUGGUGGUCAGCGCCAGCAGCAGCAGCAGCGCACUCGUGACAUCCCCCCCCCCUCAGCAGCUCCGUGAGUGGGCGGGAGUAGCUGUCUUUGACCUUGACUUUGAUGCUAUUCUUGCUGCCAUGUAUGCUGUGACUAUUAGUGAUGCGGGUGACUGUUACCGGUGUUUUCCGCCCGACCCACGCAUUGAGACUGCUGCUCUAGGUACUGGUGAGGCUGCUGCUCUAGGUGCUAGCAAGGCUGCUGCUCUAGGUGCUUGUGCGUCUGCUCCCUCAGGUGCUGGUGAGUCUGCUCUCUCAGGUACUGCGUCGGCUUUGGCCUCCCACACCUUCACCCUUGACUCGGGGGCUUCUCGCUCCUUCUUUCGAGACCGCACCAUACUCACGCCGCUUGGCCGGCCAGUUGCAGUCUCUCUGGCAGACCCCUCUGGGGGUCCUGUCCUUGCUCACUUCUCCAUUGUCCUCCCGUCUCCGGCGGCCCCCUCUGGCACCUCUGUAGCUGCGUCGGGUCAGGUGUUUGUUGCAGCGUCCAGGUCUGGUCUUGAGUCUGCCCCCUGCUCGUGUCGCCUCCUGUCUCACGAGACUCUCCUCUGGCACCACCGUCUUGGUCACCCCUCCCUGCUUCAUCUCCGAGGCAUGGCCUCUCGUGUCCUUGUCUCUGGUCUUCCCCGGUCCCUCCCUCCCCUUCCUCCGGGGCCUGGCCCUACCUGCGUCCCCUGUGUCGAGGGGCGGCAGCGGGCUGCCCCUCACUCCUCCGAGUUUCCUCCGACAGAGGCCCCGCUGCAGACGCUUCACAUGGACGUGUGGGGCCCGGCCCGCGUCCGUGGACAGGGUCACGAGCACUACUUCCAGUUGGUGGUUGACGACUAUUCGCGUUACACCACAGUCUUCCCCUUGUGCAGCAAGGGUGAUGUCACUGAGACCUUCACGCUUCCGGACUCUCCACAGCAAAAUGGGAUUGCUGAGCGCCGCAUUGGCAUGGUCAUGGACAUCGCUCGUACGUCCAUGAUGCAUGCGGCUGCCCCCCAUUUUCUGUGGCCGUUUGCGGUUUGGUUGGCGAUGUGUCUGCGUUCCGUGUCUAGGGGAUCUCGGGCGUUUGUCCGUGACUUGUCUGCGGACAAGCUGUCCCCUCGUGCUGCUCCUUGCGUCUUCCUUGGCUUCCCCGCUGACGCGCCAGGGCGGCAGUUUUACCACCCCACCUCUCGCCGUGUUCUGUCCUCCCAGGACGUCACGUUUGACGAGUCGGUCCCCUACUACCGCCUCUUCCCCUACCGCACUCCGUCCCUCCCCCCGCCACCGCUCUUCCUUGUGCCAGUCGAGCCUGUCGAGGUUACUGGUGACUCUGGUGCUGCUGAGGGUGCUAAGCCUGGGGGUGCUGACUCUGGGGGUGCUGAGCGUGUGGGUGCUACGCCUGGGGGUGCUGAGCCUGAGGGUGCUACUACUGGGGGUGCUGAGCUUGGGGGUGCUGAGCCUGGGGGUGCUACCACUGGGGGUGCUGAGCCUGGGGGUACUGAGCCUGGGGGUGCUGAGCCUGGGGGUACUGAGCCUGGGGGUGCUACGCCUGGGGGUGCUGAGCCUUGGGGUGCUACGCCUGGAGGUGCUGAGCCUGGGGGUGCGGAGCCUGAAGGAGCUGGGCCUGCUCGUAUGGCGUCUGGUGGUGCUGGGCCUAGAGGUUCUCCGGGUGCUUCGUCUCGGCGGGAGCCACUCUCUCCACAGGAGCUGCGCGAGUGGUUUGCCCGGCGCUGGAGGCGUGCUGCUGGAGCUGGAGGUUCUUCGACUGCUGAGGGUGCUGGUGCCGCGGGUCCCGGAGGCGGUCCUGCUGGGGGUGCUACUGGUGCUGCUGGAGGUACUGGAGCUGGAGGUGCUGCUGGCGCUAGUGCUGCCGCUGGGGGUACUGGUGCUGUCCCUGCUGUGUCUGGAGUCGCCGCGCGGCCUUGGCCGUACUUCGUUCCGCUCCUUCAGCAGGUUCUUGGUCUCCCGCCUUCUACUGGUCCUCCUCCUCCCUUAGAGUGUCCACAGCUUGUCCCGUCACAAUUACACGUCGUGAGCCUGCGUCUCGCCCUGUGUCGCCUGUCCGUCCUGCUUCGCACUAGUGGUCGUGGUUCGCGUCAGCGUCCUCCUCCUGUCCCUGGCACGCACCGGAUGUCUCUGCGUCCGUCCACUGCUCCUUUGCGUGCCCCUUUGCCUUCUCCUCCUGAGUCCUCUCUUCCUGCUCUUGCCGACCCGGAGUCGGAAUCUCUUCGUGCUGCCAGUCCUACUGUCACGCGUCUCCUUGCUACUGUCCUCACUGACCCUUCCUUUGAGUCCACUGCUGCGUCUGCCCUAGUUGCUGAGCUCGUCGACUUUGCUGCUCGCUGUCGUCUAGACUAUGCUGCUAGUCUCGUCGCUGAGUCUGAGUAUGUCUAUCCUCCGUCCGUCGGGGGUGAGUGUGCCCUUGGCACGGACGUCCUUGAGGACAGGCAGGAGGAGUUUCAGUGUUUGGCUGCUGCUUCACCUCAUCUCGUGUCCGUACUGCUUACCCCUGAGGGAGACCCGGAUGCACUUGACAUCCCGACUCCGCGCUCUUACGCGGAGGCGAUAGAGGAUCCCUACUCCUCUCAGUGGCAGGCAGCUAUGGACACAGAGAUGGCUUCCUGGAAGUCCACUGGCACCUACGUUGACGAGGUUCCCCCGCCUGGGGCGAACAUCGUCAGUGGCAUGUGGAUUUUCAGGGUGAAGCGGCCGCCGGGUUCUCCGCUUGUCUUCAAGGCGCGUUAUGUGGCUCGUGGCUUCAGUCAGCGGCAGGGAGUUGACUACUUUCAGACCUUCUCUCCCACCCCAAAGAUGACCACUCUUCGGGUACUGCUGCACAUAGCUGCUCACCGCGACUACGAGCUGCACUCUCUUGACUUCAGCACAGCUUUCUUCCUCCGGCGGCUAGUCUACGGUCUCCGCCAGGCACCGCGUGAGUGGCACGACACACUGAGGACUACACUUGCGGCUCUUGGCUUUGCUCCCUCUACUGCCGACCCGUCGCUGUUUCUGCGCACCGACACUUCUUUGCCGCUGUUCUACAUCCUCGUGUACGUCGAUGACUUGGUCUUUGCCACAGCUGACACUGCUGGACUCGCCCACGUGAAGUCCGAGCUGCAGAAGAGACACACGUGCACAGACCUGGGUGAACUGCGCAGCUACCUUGGCUUGCAGAUCACCCGGGAGAGAGCACGCCGCACCAUUACCCUGGCUCAGUCACACAUGGUGCAGCAGGUCCUUCAGCGCUUCGGCUUCACGUACUCCUCGCCUCAGGCCACUCCUCUGCCUACUCGCCACUCGCUCUCAGCUCUGCAUUCGGAUGAGUCCGUAGAGUCGAGUGGCCCAUGUUGGCUGCCUCAUGUACCUGAUGACCUGCACACGACCUGA